AUAUGGCUACUGUUGCUAUCGAUAUCCAUGCUGAUCGGCUCAUUCCUAGCCGGUAGCGUACCUCUGGCAUUCAAGCUCUCUGAAGCGCGAUUACGAUACUUGUCGGCUUUGAGCGUCGGUCUUCUGAUGGGCACCGCGCUGCUGAUCAUUAUACCAGAAGGUGUAGAAACGUUGUACUCGGCACAAGAGCUUGGUUCAACUUCUUCAGCUUUGCCUCCCUCUUCCAUUCAAGGGAGGCACAUUCCUGCUGCUUGGCAGGAUGUCCACAUGGCUCCAGCCAAUUGGGACCAUGUCACGUUGGACCGCCGAGUACCGCCAAGCGACGACACCAUCAAACAAUAUGGCUCCAAGGUUGACAUCAAUGAUGAUAUGGAUGAUGUCAAGCCGAAAGGGGCUAUUGACCAUGCUCAAGCGUCCGACGUACCCAUCAACCAUGAAACUUCAGCACAUCAAUACAUUGGUCUGGCACUAGUGUUAGGGUUUGCUAUCAUGUUUCUUAUUGAUCAAAUCAGCUCCCUUCAUCAAACCCUUCCUCGUCGCGACCUAUCUCCAACUUCAAGGUUCCGCCACGCUGCUCCGAAAGGGCCUUCCCAAAUGACUCCGACCGUCGGCUUGGUAGUGCAUGCUGCUGCUGAUGGUAUUGCCUUGGGAGCGUCAGCAAGGCAUCCACAUUUGUCGUUUGUGAUUUUUUUCGCCAUCAUGAUCCACAAGGCUCCUUCGGCUUUUGCCUUAACCACUGUCCUCAUGAACGAGGGGUUCAUGCGAGCAAGAAUCCGUCGUCAUUUGUUUGUGUUUUCCAUGGCGGCUCCGGUUGGGGCCAUUCUAACCUAUGCGGCUCUCUUGUUCUCGGGCAGUCCCGAUGACCAAAACAUGGCGUGGUGGACUGGAAUGUUAUUGAUCUUUUCUGGAGGCACGUUCUUGUAUGUUGCCAUGCAUGUCAUGGAAGAA
Messenger RNA from Umbelopsis ramanniana AG, 948 nucleotides. RefSeq lists its product as uncharacterized. The annotation marks the transcript as partial. Gene Ontology annotation, cellular component: membrane. Gene Ontology annotation, biological process: transmembrane transport; zinc ion transport. The transcript has 2 exons. The record is from RefSeq and is a predicted model, not a curated record. Gene Ontology annotation, molecular function: metal ion transmembrane transporter activity. NCBI's taxonomy places the organism in Eukaryota, Fungi, Mucoromycota, Umbelopsidomycetes, Umbelopsidales, Umbelopsidaceae.